Messenger RNA from Asparagus officinalis (garden asparagus), 2757 nucleotides. RefSeq names its product pentatricopeptide repeat-containing protein At4g14170. The coding region runs from base 1 to 1806 and encodes 601 amino acids. Gene Ontology annotation, biological process: RNA modification; chitin catabolic process; cell wall macromolecule catabolic process. The record is from RefSeq and is a predicted model, not a curated record. The transcript is spliced from 5 exons. Lineage: Eukaryota; Viridiplantae; Streptophyta; Magnoliopsida; Asparagales; Asparagaceae. Gene Ontology annotation, molecular function: protein binding; chitinase activity; RNA binding.
AUGUGGCGAUGGAUGACCCCGAUAAAGAAGAAGCAUCCCUCCACUCACGAUGUGUUUGUUGGCAACUGGGAGCCCACGAAGAACAACACUCUAUCUAAAAGGCUAUCGGGUUUCAAAGCCACCAUGAACGUUCUCUACCGGAACCAAAUUUGUGGGCAAGGUUUUAUCGAUGAUAUGGACAACAUGAUAUCACACUACUAUCUGAGAGUUCUUGAGGAACUGAGGGAUGCAGUAGUUCAUUGGGGUUCUGAUGGUGAUUUCUUGUGUCUGCUGUUGUUUGUUGUCAUUUUGAUUGUUGUUGAUAUUGCAAAUUGUAUGGUGGGAUUUUGGGAAUUGUGGUCAUUGGUGUUAACCCCAAUUACAAAAAAUGGCGCUCCCGAAAUCCAAGCUACUUUCCCGCCACCACAACCAUGCCCAAACCCCAACACAAUCUCCUACUACUUCCACCUCCUCCAGUCCUCCCCCUCCCCUCGCCACCUCCGCCACCUCCACGGCCGCCUUCUCCGCCUCAACCUCCUCCUCUCGUACCCCCUCCUCUCCACCAAGCUCCUCCUCUCCUACUCCAAACCCCACAACGUCAUCCUCUCCUCCCUCUCCCUCUUCCUCCACUCCAUCCCCAACCCCAACUCCUUCACCUUCAACACCCUCAUCUCCGAGCUCUCUCGCCAUUCCCUCCCCCUCAAAUCCCUCUCUUUCUUCCUCUCCAUGCACUCUCAUGGCGACCUCCGCAUCGACCACUUCACCAUUCCCCCCGUCCUCCGCUCCUGCAUCUCGAUCCGAUCCCUUUCUGCCGGCGUGGCGAUCCACGGGCUGUCGGUGAAGUUGGGUCUUGAUCGGAAUCUAUUUGUUGGGUCGGCAUUGGUUUUGUUUUAUAAUGCAUUUUCGCAUGCAAAGGAUGCCCGGAAGGCAUUCUACGAAACUCCUGAUAGGGAUUAUGUCUUGUGGACGUCGAUGGUUUCUGGGUAUGCACAGAAUGGGGAGGCAGAGCUGGCCUUGAGAGUGUUUAGAGAGAUGGUGAGAGAUGGGAUUGAGGGUGACAUUGUGGCGGCGGUGAGCUUGUUGUUGGCAUGCGGGCAGUUAGGUUCGCUUAGACAUGGGAGGAGCGUGCAUGGGUUUUGUGUUAGGAGGCAGUUUGGGCUCCCGUUGAGUUUGGGGAAUGCGGUUGUGGAUAUGUAUGUGAAGUGCGGGGCGUUUGGUUAUGCGGAGAGGGUGUUUGGUAGGAUGCCCAUUAGGGAUGUGAUCUCGUGGAGCGCUUUGAUUCUCGGCCAUGGAAUGAAUGGCCGUGCAGAUGAUGCUUUCGAGCUCUUCCAAAGGAUGCAACGAGAAGCAGUGAUGCCAAAUUCGGUUACAUUUCUUGGUGUGUUAUCUGCUUGUGUGCACUCGGGGAUGGUAGACAAGGCAUGGGAGUUCUUUCAUAUGAUGAAAAAGUAUAAAGUUGAACCUGAGCUGAAGCAUUAUGCUUGUAUUGUCGAUGCUUUGGGGAGGUCUGGGCAAAUUGUGGAGGCAGAGGAAUUUCUGGGGAAGAUGCCUAUGGAGCCCGAUGAGGCCAUUUUGGGAGCUUUACUAUCAGGAUGUCGUGUGCAUGGCAAUAUUGAUGUAGGUGAUAGAGUUGCACGGAAAUUGAUGGCGAUGAGGCCGGAUAAGAGUGGUUACUAUACGAUCUUGGCUAACAUGUAUUCGGAUGUAGGCAGGUAUGAGGAGGCUGAUAAAAUUAGGGGUUUGAUGAAGAGAUUGAAUGUAGGUAAGCUACCUGGCUGUAGCUUGAUUGAAUUGGAUGAGUUUUCAUCUCCAACACAUUUGGCAUAGAUGAUUCAGGAUGAGAUAGAAUUAUUUAGACUUGUAACCUCAAGGAUAGCCAUCAAGUGCAACAGUUGUUGAUAGUCCACAUUGAGGCAAAUUUCGACUUAAAAGGAAAACCUGAAAGACAAACUUGACAGCAAAUGGAACGAAGCAUCAAUAAGUGAAAUGGAGAGAAUAUGUACCAUAGAUGUUGGGGAGAUUUUUUUUUUCUUUUUUCCUUUUUUUUCACAACAGAUGAUUUGAGCUUCAGCAUGGUUGAUAAAGGGGUCAUGAAAAAAAAUGAACUUAAGAGACUUGUGCGUCUUUAUUUUGAUUGAAUUGGAUUGGAUGAGUUUACACCCCCUGCUCGAUUGGUAUGGAAACAUUGAGUUAUCUACCUUGGCGACCGACAAGAAUAAUGGGUCAAAUUUAGCAAUCUCUGACCUGGACUGUGAAUUGAGGCAAAUUUUGGCUUAAAAGACAAAUGCAAAGACACUGUUUAUAAAGAACAGACGAAUCAUCAGCAGAUGAAAAGGAAAAAAAAAGGGUCUAGUGAUGCAUAGGAUCUGAUGUGGCUCUUAAUAGAGUACGUUUGAGAUGGUGGACAGGAUUGUACCAUGAUACGUGAUAGAAGAUUUUAUACGACAGAAAGUUGGGCUCUACAACAUUUCCGCUUUAAAAGAAAUGCUUUGCUCCUUGCUAAUGACCAAAUGCAGUUGAAGUCAUAGCGACCGCAAGGAUGAUCACUUCGGCUACUUCUUAUAGUAAGUGGAGGUUGAGAACGAUCUUAGGUCGAUGAUCUAAAAUCAGCAAGCAAAGAGGAUUGAAAAUUUAAAAUCAGAGUUGCCAGGAUGCUGAAUUUUGGAAUGGAGCAGGUUACUUUAUAUCUAAAUACUUGUAUCCUACGUUCUGACAUGAUCGUCUGUGUCUAGGGACUGUCAGAAGACAGUAACAUAUUAGAUCAUCGCAAGAUGUCGG